Molecule: messenger RNA, 1413 nt
Organism: Triticum turgidum subsp. durum (durum wheat)
Lineage: Eukaryota; Viridiplantae; Streptophyta; Magnoliopsida; Poales; Poaceae
Source: the annotation of a GenBank genome assembly
AUGAGUGCCGCCGCCCAAGAAACCACGGCCGGCGGCGGCGAUGGCAAGCGUCAGGGACCUCGCCGCCCGGGGUACCUCAAGCUUGGCUACCACAUCGUGGUGUCCAACGCGAUCUACGUACUGCUUGCCCCGUUCGCCGCGGCGUUGGCGCUCCGUGCGUCCCGCCUCACCCCGUCCGACCUGGCCGCAGCACGUGCCUACCUCCUCGCGAACCUCCAGCUGGCUGUCUCCCUCGUGUCCGUUGCCACGGCCCUCGCGACGGUCUACCUCGCGCGGCGGCCGCGCGCGGUGUACCUGCUAGACUUCGCGUGCUACAAGCCGGGGCCCGACCACGUGGUCACCCGGGAGACCUUCAUGGAGCAGUCCAACAAGGCCGGAGUGUUCACCGACGAUAACCUGGCGUUCCAGCGUAAGAUCUUGGAGCGGUCGGGGCUAGGGCAGGGGACCUACUUCCCGGCGGCGGUGCUCAACUGCAGCCUCUUCAACCCGACGCCAUCGCUCUCCGCCAUGGUCGUCAACCACUAUAAGCUCCGCGGUAACGUCGCCAGCUACAACCUCGGCGGCAUGGGAUGCAGCGCCGGGCUCAUCUCCAUCGACCUGGCCAAGCAGCUGCUCCAGGUCCACCAGAACUCGUACGCGCUGGUGGUGAGCAUGGAAAACAUCACGCUCAACUGGUACUGGGGCAACGACCGCUCCAUGCUCAUGUCCAACUGCCUCUUCCGCAUGGGCGGCACGGCGAUCCUCCUCACCAACCGCGUCGCCGAUAAGCGCCGCUCGAAAUACCAGCUCGUGCACACCGUGCGCACGCACCACAGCGCCGACGACCGCGCUUAUCGCUGCGUGUUCCAGGAGGAGGACAAGGCUGGCCGGGUCGGCAUCGCGCUCUCCAAGGACCUCAUGGCCGUCGCCGGUGAGGCCCUCAAGACCAACAUCACCACGCUCGGCCCCCUCGUUCUCCCCAUGUCCGAGCAGAUCCUUUUCCUCACCUCUCUCAUCGGCAAGAAUAUCUUUGGUCUCAAGAUGAAGCCCUACAUUCCGGACUUCAAGAUGGCCUUCGAGCACUUCUGCAUCCAUGCCGGUGGCAGAGCGGUGCUGGACACCAUUGAGAAGAACCUGGAGCUCAGUGACUGGCACAUGGAGCCUUCGAGGAUGACGUUAAACCGGUGGGGGAACACGUCGAGCAGCUCGCUCUGGUAUGAGCUUGCAUACACGGAGGCGAAGGGACGCGUCCGACGCGAGCACCGUGCGUGGCAGAUCGCCUCCGGGUCAGGGUUCAAGUGUAACAGCGCGGUGUGGCGCGCGCUCAAGGACAUUCACCCAUCAAAGGAAGCCGGCAGCAAUCCAUGGAUUGAGGAGAUCCACCGGUUCCCAGUCAAGGUGCCCAAGGUGGAGAGCGUCGUUUCAUCACCAUGA